AUGGAGCCCAAGCCCAACACCGCGCUCGCCCGCAAGCGUAUCCUUUGCUCCUUGCCCAUCCAUCCGGAGCUGGAUCUGAUGCAUGAUCCCGGGCUUGUCUUUCUUCUUGGAUCAAUGGGGUUUGUCCGUGCUCUGAAAUUGUUUUCAUUUUCUAACCAUUCCAGUGCUGGUGCUAUAGAAGAGGCAGUAGACAACUUGACGAUUGAUGCUAGCACGAAGGCAAGCAACGGCAACUUGCCUGCUGCAAAAGACGUGAGUUCUUCGGAUGCAAUAUCAUGCAUUUCCUCGGCAGAUGCAGCUAGUACUGCUGCCAAGGAUGCUGAGAUGAACCAAGUAACUUAUAUGGGGGACCAAGGGAUGUGUUACUACGGGUACUAUUAUCCAGGCUCAUUUGGAGGAUGGGAUGAGAAUAGCUACUAUGCUGGAUCGAAUGGACUGGAGAUGCAACCGACAGUGGUUCAAGCUGAGAAUGGAUCUUAUUUGUGUUAUGUUCCGGGUUACGAAAAUGGAUAUACUGCUUAUAGUCCAGUCGUUCCUGGAAAUGGCGUGGAUGGUCAGUAUGUCAGCAAAGAGCCAUAUUACUCCGCUGUGGUUCCAGUGCAGGACCCUUCUACACCUGGCAUGUAUGCUCAACCAAUUGCUUACGGACCUGAGCUAGUCCCCGCAUACACAUGGGACCCUUAUGUUCUUCUGGAUGGGGUUCAGGGACAUCCUGUUGGUGUGCACCAAACGAACUACCCUACAAGAUCAAACUACCCUUCCAAUAAGCAUGCUGUUCCAUCUUCAAAAGCUUCACGCAGCACAAAGUAUGCAUCAGGUACCACCAAAGGAUCAUCAUCAGCUGUAGACACAGUGCCAACCUCCGCCAAUAACCAUCCAUCAUCAAAGUUUGCAAAUAAGGUAUCUGGUGCUUCCAUAACAAAAGGGCAUCUUCCGUCUAGCAAGUUUGUGGCGCAUACUAACCAAGGGAAAGGAAGCUUUUAUCAAAGUAAAGGCAUUAAUUUGAAUGAAAGUGGUAGAAACUGCAACGGGAAUGAGAAGCUGAAGGCCAGGAGCAAGCUAAAUGAAUUUGGUGACCGUGACGUAUCAGAUAAACCCAACGAUGACUCAAAAAACAGUUUGAGCCCAGGAGCAGAUCGUUUUGGCUUGUCGGGUGUACAAGAGGUUAACGAUGACAUACCUUCACUUGUUGCAGUAAGAAGAGAUUCAUAUAAUCUUCCUGAUUUUGUUACGAAGUAUGAGCAAGCUUUAUUCUUCGUGAUUAAAUCUUAUAGUGAAGAUGAUAUUCACAAGAGUAUCAAGUACAAUGUUUGGGCAAGUACUCCUAAUGGAAACAAAAGGCUUGACAAUGCCUAUAAAAUUGCACAAGAAAGAAUGGCAGGAAAAGGAACCAAAUGCCCUGUUUUCCUCUUCUUUUCUGUUAAUGCUAGUGGUCAGUUCUGUGGUGUGGCUGAGAUGCUUGGCCCAGUAGAUUUCAACAAGAGUAUGAACUUCUGGCAACAGGACAAGUGGAAUGGAUUCUUCCCAGUAAAAUGGCACAUUAUCAAGGAUGUGCCUAAUCCUCAAUUUCGACACAUAAUAUUGGAGAAUAAUGAGAACAAGCCUGUUACAAACAGCAGGGACACUCAAGAGGUCAAGUUCCUACAAGGUGCAGAGAUGCUGAACAUUUUCAAGAACUUUUCAUGCAAAACGUCAAUAUUGGAUGACUUUGACUUCUAUGAGAAUAGGCAGAAAGUAAUGCAGGACAGAAGAGGCAAGCCGCUUACUACAUCAUUGGAUCACCUCACGCCGAAGGAUGAGAAACCGUCAGAGUCUGAAAAGCAAGCUCAAUCUGCAUGUAACGUAGAGCAUCAUAAUGCCAAGAGAAACGAGGAGCAGAGCAACGAUGUUACAACAGAUGUUGAUACAGCCAAGACAAGUCAGAAGCAGAUCAAUGUGGAUCCGGCAGAUGUUGAUACAGCCAAGACAGGUCAGAAGCAGAGCAACGUGGAUGCGGCAGAUCUUGAUACAACCAAGACAAGUGAGCAGAGCAAAGUGGUUGCAGCAGAUGUUGAUACAGCCAAGACAAGUGAGGGGAGCAAUGGUGUUGCAGCAGAUCUUGAUGCAUCAAACAGAAGCGAGGAACAGAGCAACAAGGUCACCGCCGCGAUGCUUGAUGAUACAGGCAAGAGAAGCGAGGAGCAGACGAGCAGCGUCGCCGCGGCAGGCUGA
Molecule: messenger RNA, 2211 nt
Organism: Triticum turgidum subsp. durum (durum wheat)
Lineage: Eukaryota; Viridiplantae; Streptophyta; Magnoliopsida; Poales; Poaceae
Source: the annotation of a GenBank genome assembly